This is a messenger RNA of Hemiscyllium ocellatum (epaulette shark), 1255 nucleotides long. It is a transcript of the gene npm1b, whose product is annotated as nucleophosmin 1b. Lineage: Eukaryota; Metazoa; Chordata; Chondrichthyes; Orectolobiformes; Hemiscylliidae. Gene Ontology annotation, cellular component: cytoplasm; nucleolus; nucleoplasm. The transcript has 10 exons. Gene Ontology annotation, molecular function: chromatin binding; histone binding; RNA binding. The record is from RefSeq and is a predicted model, not a curated record. Gene Ontology annotation, biological process: chromatin remodeling. The coding region runs from base 40 to 1002 and encodes 320 amino acids.
UGCUGCCACUCAGCGCGGGGAGGCGGGCGCAGGUGUCCGAUGGACGAGCGGAAGGUGUCCGUGUCCGAGCUGCUCAACUCCAGCAUUUACCUGUUCGGAUGUGUGCUGGAGGAAGGACGAAAGGAAUACAAAUUCCAGGUGCAUGAUGAUCGGAUGGCACACCAACUCAUUCUAAGGACGGUAUGUGUGGGCGCAGAAACAAAAGAUGAGCUGCACGUCAUUGAGCUAGAGGCUAUGAACCCGAAUGGGAAAAUGAUCAAGGUGCCUUUGACGUCUCUGAAACCAUCCAUUCUAACUACAACCGUCCUGGGAGGGUUUGAGGUGUCCCCUCCAGUGUGUUUACGUCUGAAGACUGGUUCAGGUCCCAUCUACAUCAGCGGAGAGCACAUUGUUGGUGUAUCUGACUCUGACUCUGAAUCAGAAUCUGAAUCUGAAGAGAAUCACCAGCUGAAAUCUCCUGUGAAGAAGGAACUUAAACUUGCAAUGUCCCCCAGCGCACAGCACCCUGUUAAGAAAAAGCUAAAACUAGAAAAGUCAGUAAAAGAUAAGGUGAUGAAUGAUAAAGUUGAAAAUGAAGAUGACGAUGAAGAUGACGAUGCUGAUGAUGAAGAUGAAGAUGAUGAUGAUGAUGACGAUGAAGAUGAGGAGGAAGAUGAAGAGGAGGAGGAUGAAGAUGAAGAUGAUGAUGACGACGAUGAGGAGGAGGAUGACGAUGAGGAGGAGGAGGAAGAGCUUGUGAAGACUCCUCUGAAAACAUCCAUUAAAACUCCUGAUACAAACCGAAAACAGGAAGACAAAUCAAAAGAAAUGAAAUCUGCCAAGGUUUCGCCCACUGUCGAUGAAAUAAAAACCAAACUGAAGACCAUGGUCGAGAAGGGACAGCACCUACCGAAGACAAAACAGAAGUUUCAAAACUUUAUACAAAGCUCAUUACGAUUUGGAGACCAAAAAGCCAUUGGAGAACUCUGGGCCUGGGGGCAGAAGUUGAAGCAGAUCAAGUGAGGGAUCUCGGAAAGUAGCCAAUGAGCUUUUUGAAUGAUUCUCUCAUCAUUUCAGAAUAGUCAAUGGCCUUCCUUUGUUUUCCCAAGGGAUGUUUAUUUUCUUGUCAGGUCCUUCUGCUCGGCAUAGUUUGCAUCACGUUGACAGCCUCUAAGCUAUUUUCUUUUCUCAUUUCCAUGAAACCGGCUGACUGCGUUGGUAAAUGUUUGGUAGCUGACAAACCUCUCAGUUCUUCUAAUAAAAAAGGUCAAUGGUU